Molecule: messenger RNA, 2055 nt
Organism: Trachymyrmex cornetzi
Lineage: Eukaryota; Metazoa; Arthropoda; Insecta; Hymenoptera; Formicidae
Product: acyl-CoA dehydrogenase family member 9, mitochondrial
Exons: 1
Coding region: 90-1979 (629 amino acids)
Molecular function (GO): acyl-CoA dehydrogenase activity; flavin adenine dinucleotide binding
Source: RefSeq, a predicted model, not a curated record
GUUCGCCAUAACCUCUUCGGUCACUUCGGUGUUUAUGCAUCCUUCGCAUUUCGAGAGAGUUGCAAAGAGGUUAUCUUAACGCAACAACGAUGCUGGCACGUCGGUUACUGUGUAGGAAGCAAUUGUGGCAUGCCUCGUGCGUCUGCACGUCUGUCCGUCACACGCAAAACCAGCGCGUCAACCAACAUGCACUGGACACGCUUAACCUCGAAAUUCGGCUGCCGGCCUCCCUCAAGAAGCAACCGCAACGCAAGCCGUUCGCCAAGAAUCUGUUCCUCGCCGUGUUCGAUCACGAGUUCAUGUACUAUCCCGAGCCGCAAACCAAGGACAGGCAUCAGCGUUUCUUCGAAUGGCUUCAGCCCAUCGAGAAGUACAUGUCGGAGUGUCUGGAGAAUCUGCACAGCGUCCAGAAGGAAGACAUUCUGGCUCAUCUGAAAGAGUUAGGUGUCUUUCGGGCGUGCGUGGACGAGCAGCAUCUCGGCCUGAACCUGAACCACUCAGAGUCGGCCAAGCUAGUGGAGGUACUCAGCUGCUUCCCUUGGCUGGGGUGUUACAUGAUCAAGAAUCACAUCGUGCCCGUUCAAAUCAUCUCUACGCUGGCCUCAGAAGAGCAGAAAGCCAAGUAUCUACCAAGGAUAGCGGCUGGAGAGCUCAUUCCCACGGUGUGCUUUACUGAGCCUGGAAACGGAAUAAAUAUAUAUAACAUCAUGAGUACAGCUAUAAACUCAGAAAAUGACACACACUGGUCAUUAAAUGGCGAGAAGACGUUUGUAACCAAUGGGCAUGACGCCAAUCUGUUUCUCGUCUUCUGUCACUGUGGCCAUCGCCGUACGAUCACUGAUACUGAGGGUUUUCUAUCUAUACUUCUGGUGGAACGUGAUUUCGGAGGUGUUAUAAUCAAUGAUGUUAAGAAUCUAGUUGGCCUUCAAAACAGCCCGGUCAGUACAGUUAUUUUUAAAGAUACCGAAGUUCCAAAGGAGAAUCUUCUGGGUGAUCUGAAAGCUGGAUCGAGUAUACUGAUAGAUUUACUCUCUCCUGGAAACAGAAACCUUGCUCCGCAAGCAGUAGGUACAUUGAAGGCAUUUACAAAAAUGUUGACGAGGCACGUAUUGCAGAGGAAACAUUUAGAUAGAAAUAUGCAUGAGUAUGAAAGCGUUCAAGAGAUAAUAGGUAAGAUGGCGAGUACUCUGUAUGGGAUGGAAAGUAUGCUGUAUUAUACCACUGGCAUAAUGGACACAUUUGAGAGUCAGGAUUGCACACUCGAGAAAGCCAUGGUGGAGAUGUAUUGUACUAGUGAGUGCGUCGCACGUAUUUACGAAGGCCUACAACUUGUUGGAUCGCAGAGUUACCUGAGGGAGAAUCCUUACACACGAAUCUUCGAAGAUGCAUUGUCAUAUACCCUAUUCGAUGGAUAUAAUAUCGAUUGCAACAUAUAUAUAGCUCUACUUGGUUUACAACAUACGGGCAAAAAUCUACGUAAUCACAUAUUUAAGUUACGAAAUCCCUAUAUCUUUCCCGAGUAUAUAUUUAAGUGGAUCAUGGGUAAGGAAUAUCGAGCAGACCUUAAACUUGCUGACCAUUUGCAUCCAUCUUUCAUAUUAGGUAGCACACAACUGGAGAAGUGUAUCACCAGGUUGCAGACCGUCUCGAUACUACUGUUAGAACGCCAUGGCAUAAAUAUAUCCGAACGACAAAUGGAACUGCGUCGAGUUGGUGAAUUAGCAACGAGAACAUUCGCACUGAUUACUAUUCUUUCGCGAGCUUCCAGGGCGUAUUGCAUCGGCUUGAGAAACCACAAUGAGGAUAAGAACCUGGCCGACAGUUUUGCAAUUCUCUCCAUAAACAGAGUGGAGAUUCUUGCAGAGGAGAUUGCAUCAGGAGAGUGGAACAAUGGUGAUAGGUUCAACAAAGAUGUUGCCGAACUUAUGUACAAUAAAAAAGAUUAUUUCGCCGAACAUCCGUUAAACAGAACCUAUUAAAUAUUUGAUAAAUUUAGUUUAUACACCAUACAUAUAUGUGUAUAUAUAAUAGAAAGAAAGAUAAAACAAGUUAUUC